UUUAAAGCCCCUCAUAAGCUUACGGUCGCGGAGCUAGUCGCAGGCUUGCAUGAGAUGGACCUGGCCCGCGAUGUUAUUGAUCAGGAAGGAGACACGCCUGAGUUUCAUACCACCCGCCUUGUUGCCGCCGUUGUCACUCAGAUAUUCUCAUACAUGCAUGACUUGGGGAUACAGAACGGGUGUAUUCGGACAGGGGAGGCAUUUGUCUUUCUACAUAUUCCGGAGGAUCCCACAAUAGUUCAAUACUACUUGUGUUUCCCAAAUCAAGACGUGCAGGCAGGCGAUGAGAGCCGUCUCCACCGGACUGCCGUGGGCCAGAUGCUUGCGUUCACACUCCAAGCGCUGGCCGCUGAAGCUCCGUCCCAAGAGUGGCACAAUACCGCACAUCAACAGCUCUCAACCUGGAAAGUCGAAUACUUGGACAUCUUGCGCGAUAUUCCCGAAGCGAUUCGCAAGGAGCCGCCGCCCUCAAAUUAUCGGCCUUCACACUGGAAACGGAAUCCAAAGACACACAAUACACGUUCCCACGCUCGCUGUAAUCCAGGUGUAUCUACCCCGGCAGGCUCGCCAAGUGAAAGCAGUGAUAGUGAUGAGGAUAUGCCUUCGCUGUCCACCGCACCAGCCGCGCGCAGUUGAUUGAGUCGCAGGAAAGGUAAACAUUUAUUGACUAGCGGACGUGAACGGGCACAACCCUACUGAAGAACAAAGCAAACUCCUUCUCAAAAGGUGCAGAGACCGUACUGCACCAUGGCUUGUAUCCAUGGUAUAGUCAACAGGGGUCCUCUGGAUAAAAAGUGCCCUAACUGGCAACGUCACAGCGGCCAGAGGCAUCCAAUGGGCCCGCGGGAGUUCACAUGCAAGCUGCACCAUCAACUUGUCCAGAAUCAAAAUAAGGGUUUUGAGCCGCUACACAUCCGUGGUCGGACGGGGUAUCUCAUGAAAGCGACUCUAUUGUCUCAUGGGUAUACCGUAGUCAUCAAGGCUACAACGAAGGAGAAUCAGCACGCCCUUAAAACAGAAGUCAACAAUUAUCACAAGCUCUGAAGUCCCUCCAGAAGUAUGGUGUUGAACACAAAGACAAAGAGUGGCGUAAUAUGCUGUGGGAUGAAC
Aspergillus glaucus CBS 516.65 is the source of this 1110-nucleotide messenger RNA. RefSeq lists its product as uncharacterized. The transcript has a single exon. Bases 55 to 636 code for a protein of 193 amino acids. The record is from RefSeq and is a predicted model, not a curated record. Lineage: Eukaryota; Fungi; Ascomycota; Eurotiomycetes; Eurotiales; Aspergillaceae.